This is a messenger RNA of Sordaria macrospora k-hell, 942 nucleotides long. RefSeq lists its product as uncharacterized. The record is from RefSeq and is a predicted model, not a curated record. NCBI's taxonomy places the organism in Eukaryota, Fungi, Ascomycota, Sordariomycetes, Sordariales, Sordariaceae.
AUGCCUGAUUUGGCUCGAACAUCGGCCCACCACCACCACCACCACCACCAAUAUCAACAUAUCCCAGUUUCCCUUAGCCAGCCCGCUUCGACCAUGUCAUACUAUCAGCAACCUCGUCAGGUCUCGGCCUACUACGGAGAUCUUUCCACGACAGCGGCUGCUCCUCAGAUGGCCAUGUCUUCAUACGAUCCCUAUGCCGUCAGCGCCGUAUCUUCGAUGCAGAUUCCCACGGCCACCAUGGGAGGACCCGUGGGCGGACCUCUACCGGCACAGCAUCGCGCCUCUUCUGGAGCGUGGAAUCAGGACGAUGACAGAGCACUGCUCUCCCUCCGUGCCAUGGGCAAGAAUUGGAACCAAAUCCAGCGUGAGGCUCUCAAGCUUGAACGUCUCAGCAAGGAAUACAUGAGCAUGCGCAAGGAGAUCUGGAAGCCUUUGGCCGAUCGGUGCGGCGAGAAGUGGCACGUUGUCGAGGCCCAGUGCAUGUCCAACGGUCUCAAGAACAUCCAGUCCCACGCUCGCUCGUAUGGCCGGAAAGAACGCCUGGCAAACGGCCAGUCCUCAUCAGGAUAUGACGAUGACAGUGGCAUCUCGGGAAUCGGCCUCACGCCCAUUGAUGACGACGACGUGGAUGACUACAGCAGCCCUGAGCCCUCUGGUUCCAUCCACGGCGGACACUCUACUUCCGGCGGCAGCACCGGCAGCGGAGGCACGCCGUCUCACCAGGCUUUCGCCCAAAGCAGCUAUCAGAGUUACGGUUACCAGCCCCACCACGGUUACAGCAACAGCGUGUCAAGCACGGGCACUACCGGCGGAUAUGCCCACCACGGCGGCUCGAGCCAGGGGACGAGUCCCUACAUGGGUCAUGGUAAUCGUCUUCCCAGCGUGGGUGAUAUGGGUAUCAACAACAUUAUCAAUCGCGGUUCAGGGCGUGAUGCCAACUGA